This is a messenger RNA of Actinia tenebrosa (Australian red waratah sea anemone), 1961 nucleotides long. Its product is annotated as biogenesis of lysosome-related organelles complex 1 subunit 2-like. The record is from RefSeq and is a predicted model, not a curated record. Gene Ontology annotation, biological process: endosomal transport; lysosome localization. NCBI's taxonomy places the organism in Eukaryota, Metazoa, Cnidaria, Anthozoa, Actiniaria, Actiniidae. Gene Ontology annotation, cellular component: BLOC-1 complex; gamma-tubulin complex; BORC complex. Gene Ontology annotation, molecular function: gamma-tubulin binding.
UCAAGAUGGCGGACGGAGGUAGUGAAGUCGAGAAUCUCCCAAAAACAAGCGAUUCAAAGACUGAAAAAGAAAGCCAUGAGUCCAGUACCAAGCUUGAAGAGUCAGAAGAUACUUUAGAAGUGAUUUCUACAGACUCUAAUUCGAGGAGAAGGAUAGCUUCUGAGUCCAGCCUGAAUGAAGAUGCUUCGUAUGCAGAACUUCAAGAUACAUGCAGAGAAACGUUCAAGAAAAUAGCAGAAUAUUUGAAUGGGGAACUUACGGCCUCAUUAGACGAUUACGCUCUUCUCGAGAAGCUAAACAAAUUGACGACUUCAAAAUACCAGGAAAUGUCUACCAUGGCCAAGACAUUGAUCACCACAAUGGAAGAGCUUGAUGGCAAAUAUAAAAGUUUACAGCCAUAUUUGGACCAAAUCGACAGAGUAGAAGAAAGUGUAGCAAGUCUGGAGCAAGCAGCAUAUAGACUAGAUGCUUAUUCCAAAAAAUUAGAAUCCAGAUUUAAAAGACUAGAAAAAAGAUGAAUUAAUAACAUUCCUGAAGGCUAGAGAAGAGGAAUUAGCGGUCAGUAUUUUUUGGAUAGCAAUAAGUAUAAUGAAUUAUUAGAAAUAGCAUGUAUAAUCCUGGGUCUGAUGCUUGACAGAUGCCUCUUGCUAGAUACCAAGCCAGGGGACAAAACUGUCAAAAAACUGAUAUGUAGUCAUCAAUUAUCAAGUUUUGUUCUGAAACCUAUGCCAGAAAUGCAGGACUGCCUGUUUACCCAUGAAAUAAUUUAUGCAAACCAUUAGAUUAUGAAUUUCAUUUCAUAAUUAAGGAUUAAUAAUAGACGUAGGAACCUUUAUAGUUUCAACAUUAGGAUGUUUAUGAUCACCACUCUUUUCAUUGUUAUGCUCUGAAUGAGACAACAGUUGAGACAGGGAAAUUGGGCAAUACACUUCCGUCAAUCAAAUAAAUUGCUCGUUACCUUUAUAUUAUCUGAUUCUAUGAUAGUACACUCACCUCUCACCUCUGAGGUCUCAAGUUUGUUUCCUGGACUUAGCAUUACAUAUGAGUAGAGUCUUUUAGGUUUCUCCCUUGAUUCAAGGGUCUUUCUCCACGUGUUCUUUUUUCCUCGCUUCCAUGAAACCUAAAAAGCUAAAUUCCCAUUCAAUCUGAGUUACGGCUGUGUCAUCACACGAAGAGAGUAUUUUAGGUUUCUCCUUUGAUUCAAGGGUCUUUCUCUGGGUGCUCUAGUUUCCUCACUCCCAUGAAACCUAAAAAGCUAAAUUCCCAUUUAUUCUGUGAGUUAGCUGUGUCAUCACAUAUGAGAAGAGUUUGUAAGGUUUUCCCUUGAUUCAAGGGUUAAUCUCUGGCUUCUUUAGUUUCCUCACUCCCACGCACCUAAAUCACUAAAUUCCCAUUCAAUCUUUGAGCUAGCUGUGUGCUGAUUUAAUCAGCCCAAGGGCUAUUUCGAAUUUUACCACAAAUUUUUAAUUUCUCGCCGGUUGAUUGGCUAUUAUUUUUAUCAUCAAUAAGAGGACAGAACAUUAAGCUGACAUCAAUGACUGCAUGCUCUUCCCAUUUGGUGAUUGCUAAAACUCGUUGAAAAAAUGUGUGUUAGUGAAUUUUUUGUGGUAAAAAAACAAAUCGCUGAGCUUGUGGUUCCACUUGAGUUUGGAUCAUAUGCUGAUGUCAUAAUCUUUGAUAAGAGCACAGACUGUAGAAAAGGGACCUUGGUUUGCUAAAUGUAUAACCUUAAGAAUUACCCAGCAAAGUAUAUUGAUUCAGACAUUCAGUCUCUGACUCAACAGGGAUGUGUGUCCAUCAAACAAUAGAAUAGUUCGUUUAACACCAAUGUCCAUUAUGUCAAAUUGGACACUUAAGAAGAUAGCCCAAGGUGGUACUCAAAAUUGCUAUCUACUACAACUAUAAACCAUUAAAAAAAAUUUAAUCACCUAAAUCCUUAAAUAUAGUUUGCUAUCAAUCAA